Molecule: messenger RNA, 2076 nt
Organism: Corylus avellana
Lineage: Eukaryota; Viridiplantae; Streptophyta; Magnoliopsida; Fagales; Betulaceae
Biological process (GO): carbohydrate metabolic process
Molecular function (GO): carbohydrate binding; catalytic activity
Source: RefSeq, a predicted model, not a curated record
GAAAGCUAGACAAAAUAGGCCAGGGAGAUAAGGGGGCCUCGAUCGAUCGCCAUGUCUCAAGGGGUGCAAUUGUAUGUUGAGGACAGUCAUGUGAUAAUGGAUAAUGGCAUACUCCAAGUAACAUUAUCAAAUCCAGAUGGAAUUGUUACGGGAGUAAAAUAUAAUGGCAUCGACAAUUUGCUUGAAGUUCUUGAUGAGGAGGUUAACAGAGGGUUUUGGGACCUUGUGUGGAGUGAAGCUGGAAGUACAGGAACAACGGGUACAUUCGAUGUGAUUAAAGGGACAAGUUUUGAGGUUGUAGUGGAAAGUGAGGAACAGGUAGAGAUCUCAUUCACAAGGCUGUGGGAUCCCUCGCUUCAGGGGAAGCUCGCCUCCUUAAAUAUAGACAAAAGGUUUAUAAUGCUACGUAAUUCCCCAGGCUUCUAUUCCUACGCCAUUUACGACCACUUAAGGGAAUGGCCUCCUUUCAACCUUCCACAGACCAGGAUUGUUUUCAAACUCAGAAAAGACAUGUUUCACUACAUGGCAGUGGCGGACAACAGGCAGAGAUACAUGCCUCUUCCAGACGACCGGUUGCCGGAAAGAGGCGAAGCUCUGGCCACCCCAGAAGCAGUUUUACUUGUUAAUCCUGUAGAACCGGAGUUCAAGGGAGAGGUGGAUGACAAAUAUCAAUACUCAUGUGAGGACAAAGAUCUCCGGGUCCACGGAUGGAUCUCCACCGACCCACUUGUGGGGUUCUGGCAAAUCACACCCAGUGAUGAGUUUCGAUCGGGUGGACCCGUCAAACAGAACCUUACUUCCCAUGUGGGGCCUUACAACCUUGCAAUGUUUCUCAGUGCUCACUACGGAGGAGAAGAUUUUGUACUGAAACUGAAACCGGACGAGCCAUGGAAGAAAGUCUUUGGCCCAACCUUUAUCUACCUUAAUUCUGCGUCGGAUGGAAAGGACCGACUUUGGCUUUGGGAGGAUGCUAAAAAUCAAAUGAGGAUUGAAGUUGAAAAUUGGCCCUAUGAUUUUCCGGCUUCUGAGGAUUUUCAAUCGUCUGAUCAAAGGGGCACUGUUAGUGGUAGAUUACAAAUCCAAGACAGGUAUUUAAGUGAUGAGUGUAUUUCUGCAAACUGUGCUCAUGUGGGCUUGGCACCACCAGGAGACAUUGGAUCCUGGCAAACAGAAUGCAAGGGUUAUCAAUUUUGGACAAGAACAGACACAAACGGUUACUUCUGCAUCAACAAUAUACAAAGUGGUGAUUAUAAUCUUAAUGCAUGGGUUCCUGGUGUUGUGGGUGAUUAUCAGUACAAUGUUGUAAUUACCAUAACUGCAGGUUGUGAUAUUGAUGUGGGUGAUCUUGUAUUUGAGCCUCCAAGAGAUGGGCCGACUUUAUGGGAAAUAGGCAUCCCUGAUCGCUCUGCUGCUGAAUUUUACAUUCCCGAUCCUAAUCCGAAGUAUAUUAACAAACUUUUUGUGAAUCAUCCUGAUAGAUAUAGGCAAUAUGGAUUGUGGGAAAGAUAUGCAAAUUUAUAUCCUGAUGGAGAUUUGGUUUACACAGUCGAUGUUAGCGACUAUCGAAAAGAUUGGUUCUUUGCUCACGUUACUAGGAAAAUAAAUGAUGAUACAUAUCAAGCAACCACGUGGCAAAUCAAGUUCAAACUCCACCAAGUGGAUACAACCGGAGUCUAUAAAUUGCGAUUAGCACUUGCAACAGCUCACGUCUCUGAAUUACAGGUCCGGGUAAACAAUCCAGAAGCAGAUCCGCCGAUAUUUUCAACCGGAGUAAUUGGACACGACAACACAAUUGCUAGACACGGAAUCCAUGGACUCUACCGGCUGUACAACGUUGGAGUAGCCGGCAAUUUGCUUGUGGAUGAUGGGGAUAAUACCAUUUUCCUGACACAGACACAAAGCACCGGCCCUCUCCAGGGGAUCAUGUAUGACUACAUUCGCUUUGAAGGCCCACCGUCCUCAUCAAAUUCCAUUAAAGAAAUCCAUAUCUAAUUGGUGUCUUUUAAGGUACAUUUGAUGUAAAAUACAUGUAAUAAAAACAUUUGACAAAAUUAUUGUUCGACUUCUAAAUCGUAA